Nomia melanderi (Alkali bee) is the source of this 1258-nucleotide messenger RNA. RefSeq names its product pre-mRNA-splicing factor Syf2. Lineage: Eukaryota; Metazoa; Arthropoda; Insecta; Hymenoptera; Halictidae. Gene Ontology annotation, cellular component: post-mRNA release spliceosomal complex; Prp19 complex; catalytic step 2 spliceosome. The record is from RefSeq and is a predicted model, not a curated record.
CCGCGCUCUAGGAAUCUUCGUCGGUCCGCUUAUCGCGCUCCCGUCCGUUCGGAAGCGGAAGAUCGAUUUCAGGCGACCCUACCACCGCGAUCAACAACGAUCGGACCAAUUCUCGAGCUCACCUUAUUCGUCGAUGAAUCGUAGCAGGGUGACAUCUGUACGGUUCCACGGGAAACGUCACCGUCCAUGACCUGACGGUUAAGUGGUGACCUGAACAAUUGCGUUCUAACCUCGAAGGGUGACAGAAGCUUGUUUCGUGGUAGGAUUUAUUUGGGAAUAAAUAUUUCGCGAUGGAGAAUGGGACGAGUUCCGGCGAGAAAUCGUUCGCCGAGAAGCAUGCGGAGAGGAUGAAGCGAUUGAGGGAUCUACAUGCGAAGAGGAAUGAAGCUAGACAACAGAAUCAUAAAGAGGUUGUUGAAGAGGAUAAGAGAAACAAGCUGCCUUCUAAUUGGGAAUCCCGCAAGCGACAAGCAGAAUGGAUUGUGCAAGAUGAAGCUGCGAGGAAGGAGGCACAAGAGAAGGGAGAGGACUAUGAAAGAACGAAAUUAUUGCACAUUGAUGCAACAGAGGCAGAGCGGAUAGCAAGGAAGAAGAGGAACAAAAAGAAUCCGGAUCCAGGCUUUUCAGAUUAUGAGCAAGCAGCUAUACGUCAAUAUAAUAGGCUAGUGAAGAAUAUCAAACCAAAUAUGGAGUCAUACGAUGAAGCCAAGGACAAGUUAGGAACAGCUUUCUAUGGGGAUAGAAACACUAUAUUGCAUGGUCUUCAUGAGGAUAAGAAGGAGGCUGUAGAUAAGAUGGUGGAAGACUUGGAAAAACAAAUUGCAAAGAGGGAUAAGUAUAGCAGAAGGAGAAUGCACAACGAUGAUGCGGACAUUGAUUAUAUUAAUGAACGCAAUGCCAAGUUCAACCAGAAACUGGAGAGGUUCUAUGGAGAAUAUACUCGAGAGACUAAGCUGAAUUUGGAAAGGGGUACAGCCAUAUAAUAGGAGAACUUCACACUAAUGGACUUACUACAAAUACCUUGUAUUUUAAAUAAUAUUUCAAAACUCAUACAAAUAGGAGUUAGACUACUGUUAAGUCGUUUACCGUUUAAUAACGGAAAGUGCAGAUGCGUUCUCCCAAUCUUAAUCCCGUAUUAUGUAUCAAGAAAGUUAAAUUAUGUAUAUACAUAUACAUAUAUAUGUAUAGAUGUAUAUAUGUAUAUAUAUGUACAUAUAUCAAAUGAUAUAUUAAUUUCACAUGAUGUACGUUGUCGUAA